UCGGCGGAGGGAACGGCGAUGGCGGUCAAAGCGCCCUUGCUGGAAGAAGCCACCUGCUCCAUCUGCCUGGACUAUUUCCAGGACCCCGUGCUCAUCCCGGAGUGCGGCCAUAACUUCUGCCGGGGCUGCCUGACUCGCAGUUGGGGGACGUCGGAAUCGAAGGCUUCCUGUCCCCAGUGCAGACAGACCUUCGGGCCCCGCAACGUCCUGCCCAACAGGCAGCUGGCGAGGCUAGUGGAAGAAGCCGGGCGAUGCGGCGGUUGUUGCGACGAGGAAGGAGGGAGCCUCUGCCCGAAGCACCGGGAGCCCCUCAAGCUCUUUUGUAAGGACCACAAGACCCUCAUCUGCGUGGUCUGCGACCGAUCCAAAGAGCACAGGGGCCACUCGGUGAUCCCUGCAGAAGAGGCUUUCCAGGAGUACCAGAUCAAGGUUGGGUAUUGGCUGAAGGCUCAGAAGGAGGAGAAAGAAAAAAUAGCUACGUACAAAACGGACACAGAGCAAACAGUGCAGGAGAUGCUUGACCUCAUUAAAAAAGAGAAAAAAAAUAUAGUGGCUGAAUUCAGAGAACUACAACUCUGGUUAGAAGGACAGGAGAAGCUUCUGUUGGCUAGAAUGGAAGAGACGGAGAAGGAGAUUAUGGCAAAAAAGGAGAAGAGUUUGGCCGAACUGUGCUCUUUUGAUGAUCUCAUCCAGGAGAUAGAGGAGAAGCAUCAGCAGCCAGCCAGCAAACUCUUCCAGGUACCAGGCAAAGAAAAGAUACGAGAAUCCGAUGGAUUUAUUUCUAGAGCCGAAGUGGACAGUCUGGGAUUACAGUGAUAUCACUGUGUUUCUGAAAAGCACCAUGAAAAAAUUGAGAGAUACUCUGGAAACUGGGCUUCAACUACGGAAAGUGAAAGUAAUUCUGGAUCCAGACACAGGCCAUCCUGACCUCCUUGAUUUCUCUGAAGAUCAAAAAAGUGUCACACGAAUUGAUGAAACAACACAUCCUGUUCCAAAUCGCAAGAGACUUGAAUAUAAUCCUUAUGUCCUUGGCUGUCAGAGGUUCUCAACAGGGAGACAUUUCUGGGAAGUUAUUGUAGGAGAUACAGCUGGAUGGGGUAUAGGGGUUGCCAGGAAGCCGGUGAACAUAACAAGUGUUGAUAAGCAGAUCUUUCCCUGGCAUUUUGGGAAAUGGGGAAGGAAAUACAGGAUCUUCUCUCCAUCAGAACGUUCUGAACUGGUCAUGACCGAGAAGCCCACAAGGAUCCGCAUCUCUCUCAACUGCGAAGGGGGACAAGUGAGCUUUUUUGAUGCCAGGACCGCAGCUCUGCUUUAUACAUUCUCAGACGCUUCCUUGGUUGGAGAGACCCUUCUGCCCUCUUUCUUUUUGCAGAAAAACGCCUCCCUGACCCUCCCCUAAAAGAGGGUCAAAAGACAAAACUUUGGAAAAAAAUCCCUAUUUGCCAAGUGGUGAAAGCCUUUAAAACAGACAUUACUUAGCUUCUGGCUACUACACUUUCCUUCAGUGCUCUAUGCCACAUUCAGCUGCUUGUAGUUAAGUGGCCUUUUAAAUCGAAGGAAUGGGUCAAUCAGUCAAUUAAUCUAUAAAGGAAUAACCUGACCAUCAUUUCUCUUUGUCUGGAUAAAAAAAAUGAGGUGUCCUAGGAGCUUUAUAGGCUUUAGCAUCAUGUGUUCAGGUGUGUCAAUAUUAAAGAUACUUUAUAACUAAACCUACAUGAUUUUAUGUGUGUCAUAGCUCUCCAUCCCAUUUAUAGAUUGGGAUUUAUACAAGUGGAUUACUGAUUGUAAGACUGAUUGUAAUUUUAUAGGUGUCUCAUGGAUUGUAGUUCCUUUGCAAUUUUAUGUCAAUAAAUUUAUUUUUACCUUAUCUUAUUCUGCCAAUAUGAGAUUUUAUUUCUAUUUUAGAGUGAUGAUAUUAGUUUUAUGCUGUUUGAAAUCAAACAAAUCUGAUUAUUCUGUGUAAUACAUAGAAACAAAAGACACACCGAAGACAGUAGACAAAAGCAAAACAUACCAUCUGUUAUCAAGAUAGGAGAUGUGAGCUCUAUGUGGAGUAAAUGUGUCACCUGGCUCAAGCCAAAAUUCAAUAGAAUUGUUAAUAGAAUUGUAAAAAUGAAAUACGUUAUUAAAUAA
Messenger RNA from Protobothrops mucrosquamatus (brown spotted pit viper), 2133 nucleotides. RefSeq names its product zinc finger protein RFP. NCBI's taxonomy places the organism in Eukaryota, Metazoa, Chordata, Lepidosauria, Squamata, Viperidae. Gene Ontology annotation, molecular function: zinc ion binding; protein binding. The record is from RefSeq and is a predicted model, not a curated record.